AUGGCUUUUGGCUUUGGCAAUUCAGGAAACACCAUGCUUGGGAGUAACGCAGGAGCAGGAGGGAUCACCACUGGGUCCCCUCUGCAGACAAUUCAAACAGAUGAUCUAGGUUUUCUUUCUAUCGCUGGCGACGCAAAGGUUCGCCUUACAACCCCGUGGGAAUCUCUUCCAUCUUCUACCGCGUCGUUGCUCAGUAUCGCUUCGCGCAAAGGUCUUGUCGCUGCUGCUGGACCCGACCAAGUCGUCAUCGCCACGACCGAGUCCGUCAGAAAAGCCUUCGAAGCACCCCAAGAUGGCGACACAGAUAUCCGCAACUUCGAGCCGCAGCUCAAGAUUCCGAUGCCGAUGCGAGUUUCGCAAUUGUCAUUUACCGCAGAUGAGAACUAUCUGAUUCUUUCGGCGGAAUCUGGAGGUGGACUGGCCGUCUACGAAGUCCAGAGCCUACUCUCUGGAUCAACAAAUUCCGCCUUUGAGCUGUCAACAAACGGUGAAACGUUGCGCGCUAUGAUCCCGAAUCCUACACCCGAGAAGGCAGAAUUAUGUGCUAUCGUCACGAACAAUGGCAAUUUGCACAUGGCGAAUCUCAAAGAGCGACAGAUUAGUAGCCCUCUGAAGAACCAGGUCAGCUGUGUUAGCUGGAGUUCAAAGGGCAAGCAGCUGUGUGCCGGUCUCGGCGACGGUACCAUCUUCCAGAUGACGCCGGAAGGAGAGGGCAAAGGAGAGAUUCCUAGGCCCCCCGAUAUGGACGACUUUCAUGAGAAUCACCUGUUCUUGUCUAUCCAUGCUUCAAAUAACCAAUCACCACCCAAAUCAAUUUACCACAUCAUCACGCGCCAACCGCCGUCAUCUUUUACUUUCCAGCAGUUGACCGACCCCGUGGAGCCGUUUGGCUCAGACAAAGCACCACAUCACUCAAUUCUACGUCUCCGCGACUUCGCCCCUGCUCUCCAAGAUAUGCUCAUUAUCGCUUCGACUGCCGUCUCGGAAAUGGGUAUUGUGACUCGAUCCAAGACUCCUCUGGCUACAGAUCAGCCCGCCGAAUCCAUCACAGGGGUGUUUACUCUGACAGAAUUCCUGGACGACACCAAGCGACCAACAUUACCAAUGACCGAUUCCAUGGAUGAUGCGGUUCCAGUUGGUGUUGCGCUUGAUCUCUCAGCAAAGGACAAGGUCUACAAGCCUAUUCCGUCAGAUGUUGAACUGGAAGAGUCGCCAGGUCCACUGCCAGGAUGUUGGGCACUUACACAUGAUGGUGUACUCUGUGCCUGGUGGGUAGUUUACAACGACUCAAUCAGACAAGGCACUUCGUAUCCCCAUUUGGCUGCGGUUGAGGGUACGGCUCCUGCAACACCGGCGCCAGCCGCCCAGCCCGCGCCUGCAGCUUCAGCAUCCCCUUUCGCAAGUUCUGGGGCAUCUGCUUUCGGCUCAGCUGCUCAGCUUGGACAAAAGGCAUCUCCCUGGGGUAGUGCCUCCACUGCAGCUCCCAGCACUGGAGGCGCCGUGUUCGGGUCAAGUGGUUUCGGCAACGCUGCCCCCUCUGCAGCCCCAGCAUUUGGCAAGCCUAGCGCGAUCGGCUUUGGACAAUCAUCCCAGCUAGGAUCAAAGAGCUCUCCUUGGGCUUCAGCAGCUGGCGGAGCGCCGGCUGCGGCUCCUGCUUUUGGCCAGUCGGGAUUUUCAAGCUUUGCGAACAACAACAAUACGAGUCCUUUUGGCAAAGCAGCAGCCGAUGGGCAAUCGGCUACUCCUACUUCAGGAGGAUUCGCCAGUUUUGCUAGUAAAGGUGGCUUUGCAUCUAUGAGCAACAAAGGAAAUAGCAGCGUCUUUGGUAGCGGAAGUAAACCAGCAGGCAGCCCCUUCGGAUCGGCUUCCAAUGCAGAUACUGCUUUCCCUGCCAAGGCUUCCUCCAGUAGUCCAUUUGGCUCAACACCUUUCAAACUUCAGAGCUCAUUCAAGCCAGACGGAUCUGCCAAGGAUGAUAACGCCAAGCCAACCGGCUCUCUGUUCGGUAGCAACUUUGGUUCUGCUCUUACAGACCCUAAUAAUAGGCCUGCUGUAGAAACACCUGCACCAAGAGAAGAAGAUAUGGAUACCGCUGGAGCGAUUGAGGAGACUCCUCAAUCAAAACCUAAGGACACAGUGUUUGGUUCGCAACAGAGCCCUGAGUCUACCACUCCUACUACUACUCCUGCGCCGUCCAAAUUUGGUAUUGCUCCAUCUCCCGCCCCACAAGCAUCGGCCUUUGGACAACCAUCCAAGUUCGGCUCUGGAGGUGGGCUUUUCGGAAACAAGUCAGAAGCGCCGAAGCCCAGCGGCGGCCUGUUUGGGUCGAGCUCAAGUACCCCUAGACCAAGCGGCGGCUUAUUUGGAUCACAGCAAAACACACCCAGAGCUAGCAUCUUCAAUACCCCACCGAAACCGACUAGCUACAUAGGAAUAUUUGGCCAGAAAUCUGAGACACCCAAGGCCGAGUCUCCCAAGAUCAAGCAAGAGGAAGACAAUGCGCCCCUGCCUCCGGACCCCACCCCGAAGCAUAACCCUUUCGCAUCGCCUCCCCCUGCGGCUAAGCCCGAGGCCGCUCCUCUGCCACCGGACUUCACUUCCAAAACAACUCAGCCUGCAUCCAGGUCGGCCGAGGCUGUUGAUGCUCCCCUGCCGCCGGACUUUGUUAAUGUUUCCAAACCUACUGUGGCCUCUGAUGCUCCCUUGCCACCCGACCCGGUCAAUCCAUUGAAACAAAGAUCCGUCUUUGACAAGCCAGAAGGUGCGCCUAAGGUGCCAUCCAGCCUCUUUCCUGCCAUGACCGGGCCUCCCUCCGAUGAUAGUGACGAUGAGGAGGACGAAUUGGACGAGGAAGAGGAGGAGGGAGAAGAUGAAGAGGUUGACGAUGAGGGAGAGGAGGAGGACGACAAUGGAUCAGAAGGUAGUGGAGUCGACGUGGCCAAAGAUCUGAGCCCUACUCUUUCCCCUGGUUACACUCCUCAAAGCUCUUUUGGCCGUCCAAGUAACACUCUUGGCGCUUCUCGCGCAAACCAAGAAGGAUCACGACCCCUUUUUGGCGAACUGGGCCGAAAUGCUCCCGUAUUUCCGCGCCCCAGCGCGAUCAGCCCUCGCUCCCCAAGCCCACUACGAAGCGCAGUGCCAGACAGAGUCCAGAGGUCAGACAGCAUAAGGUCGGUUAGUGCCCCUGGAGUUGCUUCAAACCUCCUUGGAUCGCGACAGUCUCGAAUGGGAGCUUCAAUCGCCAGCAAAGACACUCGUGCACCCGAAGACCCGUUUGUGGCACAGCACCGGAAGUUGAAGGCGAAACAGGAGGCAGCAGAGACUCAGCCAUUGGUUGAUGAGGAAGAUGAUGAGGUCCAUAAGCUACUGGCAUCGAGAGUUGAAGGAAGCUUGACCUUGGACGAGUUUAUUGCUCACUCAAACGUCGCCCCUCCUGCAAAGGAGAGCAUCCCAAGCCAGGUUGAAGCUGUUUACCGAGAUAUCAACUCGAUGAUUGACACCCUUGGCCUGAAUGCCCGAACUGUAAAGUCAUUUAUCAAGGGGCACACCGACAACCGAAAGGAAGGUGGGCGCGACAAGAAUGAUCUCGAAUCCCCUGAAGAUUGGGUUCUUUGUGAGAUCGAUGAGUUGGGAGAGGUUUUGGAUGAUGAGCUACACUGUGAUCUCCAGAGUGGACGUGUUCGUGAUUUGGACGAUAAGCUCGAUGCCUGCCACGAACUUACCAGAGAUAUGCACCGCCUUCGGGCCAAGCAGGAAGAUCUUAAGCAGAUCCUGAUGAUCAGAACCGACCCGGGGCAGGCAGAGGCAACAAAGUCCAUGCCCCUUAGUGCGGAGCAAGCAACACAGCAGAAUGAACUUAGGCGGGAGUUUGCCAAGUUUUCGAAACUCUUGGCUGAGGCUGAAGAAUCGUUGACACUGCUGAAGACCAAAAUGGCAUCUGCCUCCAAUGCUUCUGGUAAGGGUAAAGCAAAUGUUCCCACGGUCGAUGCGGUACUACGCACAAUCGGCAAAAUGACAACCAUGGUGGAGAAGCGCAGCGGAGAUAUUGAUGUUCUCGAAAACAUGAUGCGCAAGACGACACUCAACCCCAUGAGCCGAGAAGGAUCCCCAAUGGUAACCCCCCAGGGAAGGCGAAGCGUCAUGUUCUCUCCUGAAGGAACCCCUGUCCGCAAUCUUCGUCACAGCUUUGCAGCUAGCAUGUCUCUAGGCGCAUCUGUACGAGCUACCACCCCACGCAAGAAGCUCAGUGGUUACAGCCAAGAGGAGAAGGGUGGUUUGAUGCAACAACGAGCUCGUCGACAGGCUGUUUUGGUGUAUCAAAUCCCAACAAGCUACCCAAGUAGGUAG
Molecule: messenger RNA, 4347 nt
Organism: Fusarium graminearum PH-1
Lineage: Eukaryota; Fungi; Ascomycota; Sordariomycetes; Hypocreales; Nectriaceae
Exons: 4
Coding region: 1-4347 (1448 amino acids)
Biological process (GO): protein import into nucleus; RNA export from nucleus
Cellular component (GO): nuclear pore
Molecular function (GO): protein binding; structural constituent of nuclear pore
Source: RefSeq, a predicted model, not a curated record